CCUCCCCCUCACAAUCUAAAUCCUCUCUUGCUUUACAGCUUUCGCUGAUCAUCUCUUUCCUGAGAAACAAGAAAGAUAAACCCUAAACCGCCAUAGCCAUUUCGCUUCAAAUCGAUCGCCAACAUGUUCAAAGCGGUUGCGAUCUUCAACCGCCACAAGAAUGCGCGUCGAUUCAAGGACUACUACGGCCACUGGUUCAGCACCCUCAAGAACAACCUCCUCCCUCUCCUCCGCCGAUCGCUGUCACGCCCCGAUUCCCCCACUGUCCUCUCCACCCACGUCGACCUCCUCCACCAGCACUUCCAGGCGCUGUACCAUGCUCUCGACCUCGCCGCCUCCAACGAAGACGACAUUGCCGUCCUUCUCUUCCCCGAUUGGCGCUCCUCCCUCGAGAAGCCCCUCAUCUGGCUCGGCGAUCUCCACCCGUACCUCUUCACCAACCUCGUCCGCUGUUUCCUCCAAGAAGACGACGACCUCACCACCACCACCACCUCCGACGACGGCUACUUCAUCCGCAACAACAACAUGACCGUAACGGAUCUUCAUCAGGACCGGCCGUGGCAGGUAGCGAUGGCGUGGAGGAACCCGUCGGAGGAAUUAGUAGCUCGGAUGGACGAGAUCGAACUUGGUCUGAGAGCAAUGGUUCCGAUUCUGACGACACGGAUGAGAAAUGCAGAGGCGGUGUUCGUGGACAGAGUGGUGGAAGGAUGGUACCCGUGCCGGGGGAGGAAGGGGGCGGCGACGAAGAUGGCAGUGGGAUCGAUUCUGACGGGUCACAUGGAGGAUCUGAUGAGCAUAUUUCUGGAUGCGAAUAGGCUGAGGAGGAGCGUGAUCGGAGAAAUCGUGGGGAAGACGAGUGUGUAUCAGGCUGCUCUGUUUCUAGAAGCAUUGGCUCAGUUCUUGAUUGAGUUCAGAGAGCAGGAACUAGUCAGUGCAGUGGAAUGGUUUAAGGCUUCGUCGUCGACGACUCAGACCACCACUAUCACCACCACAGAUGCUCGUCACAGGCAUCACUGAAUAUUUUUUUUCGUUUUCUUCAGAUUUGAGUCUCUUCCAAAACAGCAAUUCAGAGCUGUUAAGGAGGUGAUAUCAGUUUAUGUAUUAUUGAGCAAGAUACAAGAACUAGUGUAGUUAUGCUACUGACUGGUUAAAAAAAGUAAUUGACAGCAUCACUUUAGUCGUGAUUGGUAAUUUUCUCCCCUCAUUUUUUGUUUCUAGUAUUCAUGGGGCAGACAAUUAUAAAAAAUUGAUCUCAGAGUUGCGAUUAAGAUGUAUUAAGAUGUAAAUGGUAUAUUG
Molecule: messenger RNA, 1296 nt
Organism: Prosopis cineraria
Lineage: Eukaryota; Viridiplantae; Streptophyta; Magnoliopsida; Fabales; Fabaceae
Product: protein INAPERTURATE POLLEN1
Exons: 3
Coding region: 124-1017 (297 amino acids)
Biological process (GO): DNA-templated transcription
Molecular function (GO): sequence-specific DNA binding
Source: RefSeq, a predicted model, not a curated record